This is a messenger RNA of Colletotrichum chrysophilum, 4104 nucleotides long. RefSeq names its product aminophospholipid translocase (gene DRS2). The transcript has 3 exons. Gene Ontology annotation, molecular function: ATPase-coupled intramembrane lipid carrier activity; ATP hydrolysis activity; ATP binding. Lineage: Eukaryota; Fungi; Ascomycota; Sordariomycetes; Glomerellales; Glomerellaceae. The coding region runs from base 1 to 4104 and encodes 1367 amino acids. Gene Ontology annotation, cellular component: plasma membrane. Gene Ontology annotation, biological process: phospholipid translocation; post-Golgi vesicle-mediated transport; endocytic recycling. The record is from RefSeq and is a predicted model, not a curated record.
AUGGCUGGACGACCGACGGGAGGCCCUCCUGGAGGACCUUCCAAUAACGAUCUGUUACUAGAUCUGGAGAACGACCAACCCGUCUACGGUGGAGGACAGCGAUCCGCGAUGAACGAUGACGACCUGUUGCGAUCCUACGCCCACGAGCAGGACCAGGCUCAGGGUCGCCCUUCCGUAUCCUACGACGACUUUGUUGGUGGCGGAGGAGCUGGAGGAGCUGGACACAAUGCGCAACAACCUUCGACAUUGAGACCGCAAGCCGCCGGCCCCUCGUCCCCCGGCGUCGGUGGCGGCGCUGCUUCCGGCACUCCCUACAUGCAGAGGCAUUACAGCCAAACUUCAGAAUUGAACAAUUAUCAGCGAUACGCCGACGACUUCGACGACUACCCGACCGAACACGAUUCUUACUACCAACAGGGAGGAGCUACCACGAGCCAGAACAAUGUCGCGGAUCCCUCCGGCAGGGCCAACGCCCGGAACCGUAACAGCGUUCUCAGCCUGGGCGGUGGCUUCUUUGGCCGCAUGAAGAAUAGACUGGGCAUGGGCCAAGGGUACUCGGAGAUGGAUCUUCCUUUAACAGAGGCUGGCCAGGGACGAGCUGCCGGCGCGGAUCAACAGGCUAAGCAGGGCAAGAAGUUCGACAUGGGCAACUUCAAGUUUGGCUUCGGUCGCAGCAAGCCGGACCCCUCGACUUUGGGUCCCAGAAUCAUCCACCUCAACAACCCGCCUGCGAACGCCGCGAACAAGUAUGUCGACAACCACAUCUCGACGGCGAAAUACAAUGUCGCAAGCUUCCUCCCCAAGUUCCUCUUCGAGCAGUUCUCCAAGUUCGCCAACAUUUUCUUCCUGUUCACGGCUGCGCUGCAGCAGAUCCCCAACCUCUCGCCCACCAACCGAUACACGACGAUUAUCCCUCUCUUCAUUGUUAUGCUGGUCUCUGCGGGCAAGGAAUUGGUGGAGGACUACCGUCGCAAACAGGCUGACAAUGCGCUGAACACGUCCAAGGCGCGCAUCUUGCGCGGCACCGGCUUCCAGGAGACCAAGUGGAUCAACGUUUCAGUGGGAGAUAUCAUCCGUGUAGAAUCCGAGGAGCCGUUCCCCGCCGAUCUUGUUCUCCUUGCCAGUUCCGAACCGGAGGGCUUGUGUUAUAUCGAAACAGCCAACCUUGACGGAGAGACCAACCUGAAGAUCAAGCAAGCUCUCCCGGAGACAUGUGCCAUGGUCAGCUCCAGCGAGCUGAGCAGGCUCGGCGGCCGCAUCAAGUCUGAGCAGCCCAACAGCAGCUUGUACACAUAUGAGGCCACUUUGACGAUGCAGGCUGGCGGCGGAGAAAAAGAGCUGCCUUUGAACCCCGAGCAGCUCCUCCUCCGUGGUGCCACUCUGCGAAACACUCCCUGGAUUCACGGUGUCGUUGUCUUCACUGGCCACGAGACAAAGCUCAUGCGCAACGCCACGGCGGCACCCAUCAAGCGCACAAAGGUAGAGAAGAAGCUGAACAUCUUGGUCCUGGUCCUGGUCGGCAUCCUCCUCGUCCUCAGUGUUAUUUGCACAGUGGGCGAUCUCGUUCAGCGCAAGGUUGAGGGACAGGCCCUGUCCUACCUGCAGCUCGACUCCACAGGUUCCGCGAGCGACAUCAUCAAGACCUUCUUUAAGGACAUGGUCACAUACUGGGUCUUGUUCUCCUCUCUGGUGCCUAUCUCGCUUUUCGUCACCUUGGAGAUGGUCAAGUACUGGCACGGCAUUCUUAUCAACGACGACCUGGAUAUCUACUACGACAAGACGGACACCCCGGCAAACUGCAGAACAUCCAGUUUGGUGGAGGAACUGGGCAUGGUUGAGUAUGUCUUCUCCGACAAGACUGGUACCCUUACCUGCAACAUGAUGGAGUUCAAGCAGGCCUCAAUUGGCGGAAUCCAGUACGCAGAGGAUGUCCCGGAAGACCUCAGGGCUACGAUCCAGGAUGGUGUUGAAGUAGGCAUCCACGACUACAAGCGAUUGGCCGAGAACCUCAAGAGCCACGAGACCGCCCCCGUCAUUGACCACUUCUUGUCUCUGCUGGCUACCUGCCACACGGUUAUUCCCGAGCGAAGCGACGAAAAGGGCGGCAAGAUCAAGUACCAGGCAGCUUCUCCCGAUGAGGGCGCCCUGGUCGAGGGCGCGGCAGAGCUUGGCUACGUCUUCACGGAUCGCAAGCCGAGAUCAGUCUUUAUCGAAGCGCAUGGACGGGAAAUGGAAUACGAGCUGUUGGCGGUCUGUGAAUUCAACUCAACCCGAAAGCGCAUGUCGACGAUUUACCGGUGCCCCGAUGGAAAGAUUCGCGUUUACUGCAAGGGAGCCGACACUGUCAUUCUCGAGCGUCUCAACGACCAGAACCCGCAUGUUGAAGCUACCCUCCGUCACUUGGAAGAAUACGCCUCCGAGGGUCUGAGAACACUCUGCUUGGCCAUGCGCGAGGUUCCCGAGCAGGAAUUCCAGGAGUGGUACCAGAUCUACGACAAGGCAUCCACCACGGUCGGUGGUAACCGUGCCGACGAGCUGGACAAGGCCUCCGAGCUCAUUGAGAAGGACUUUUAUCUCCUUGGUGCGACCGCUAUUGAAGAUCGUCUCCAAGAUGGUGUCCCUGAGACUAUCCACACGCUCCAGCAGGCCAACAUCAAGGUUUGGGUUCUCACUGGUGAUCGUCAGGAAACCGCCAUCAACAUUGGCAUGAGUUGCAAGCUCCUUAGCGAGGAUAUGAUGCUUCUCAUUGUCAAUGAGGAAAGCGCUGCCGCGACCCGAGACAACCUGCAGAAGAAGAUUGACGCUAUUCGAACUCAAGGCGACGGAACGAUCGAAACGGAGACCCUAGCCCUCAUUAUCGACGGCAAGUCGCUUACUUUCGCUCUCGAGAAGGACAUGGAAAAGCUCUUCCUCGACCUCGCUGUCAUGUGCAAAGCAGUCAUUUGCUGCCGUGUCUCUCCCUUGCAGAAAGCCCUGGUCGUCAAGCUGGUCAAGAAGUACCAAAAGGAGUCCAUCCUGCUCGCCAUCGGUGAUGGUGCCAACGACGUCUCCAUGAUUCAGGCUGCUCACAUCGGUGUUGGUAUCAGUGGUAUGGAAGGUCUCCAAGCCGCCCGAAGUGCCGACGUGUCCAUUGGACAGUUCCGCUACCUCAGAAAGCUCCUGUUGGUUCACGGUGCCUGGAGUUACCAGCGUGUCGCCAAGACAAUUUUGUUCUCAUUUUACAAGAACAUCACCCUCUACAUGACCCAGUUCUGGUACACGUUCCAAAACGUCUUCUCUGGCGCGGUCAUUUACGAGUCUUGGACGCUGUCAUUCUACAACGUUUUCUACACCGUCUUACCCCCCCUGGCCUUGGGUAUCCUUGACCAGUUCAUCUCGGCUAGACUUCUUGACCGCUACCCCCAGCUGUACACCAUGGGCCAGCAGAACCAGUUCUUCAAGAUCAAGAUCUUCGCCGAAUGGGUCGCCAAUGCCAUCUACCACUCCAUCAUCCUCUAUGUGUUUGGCGAGCUCAUCUGGUACGGUGACCUCAUCCAGGGCGACGGACAGAUUGCCGGUCACUGGGUCUGGGGUACUGCACUCUAUGCCGCUGUUCUUCUCACCGUCCUGGGCAAGGCCGCUCUGAUUACGAACAACUGGACCAAGUACCAUGUCAUUGCCAUCCCCGGCAGCAUGCUCUUCUGGUGGGGCUUCAUCGCUCUCUACGGUACGGUCGCGCCCAUGAUCCCAUUCUCGGCCGAGUACCACGGUGUCAUUCCCAAACUGUACAGCAGCCCCGUCUUCUGGUUGCAGACGAUCUCACUGGCCAUAAUGUGUCUAUUGAGAGACUUUGCCUGGAAGUUCGCCAAGCGCAUGUACAUGCCGCAAACCUACCACCACAUCCAGGAGAUUCAAAAGUACAACAUUCAAGAUUACAGACCAAGAAUGGAGCAAUUCCAAAAAGCUAUUCGCAAGGUGCGCCAAGUACAGCGCAUGCGCAAGCAGCGUGGCUAUGCCUUCUCGCAGGCAGACGAGAGCCAAACGAGAGUUCUACAGGCCUACGAUACAACGCAGCAGCGUGGACGGUACGGCGAGAUGACCAGCUCGAGGCCUCAAGGAAGGUAA